Messenger RNA from Capsella rubella, 1823 nucleotides. RefSeq names its product putative lipase YOR059C. The record is from RefSeq and is a predicted model, not a curated record. The transcript has 10 exons. Bases 467 to 1540 code for a protein of 357 amino acids. Lineage: Eukaryota; Viridiplantae; Streptophyta; Magnoliopsida; Brassicales; Brassicaceae.
AACGAAUUAACAUAAUCUCUAUCAUUAGGAUAAAUCCGUAAAGUCAAAGAUAUUUUCGUUUUUUCCAGAACGAAAAAAAAUAGUCAAAAUAUCUGUAGCUUCAGUUUUCUCGAUUUAAUUAAUUAAGAAAACAAAACAAAAAUAGCAAUGGCGUACGAUGGAGUUAGUAAAAUAGUAUCCCAGGGAAGUCGGUAUCGUCCCUGACGAAGCCGACCUCAAGUCGGUAUUUUAUCGUGUUUUUUUUUGUUUCUGUCUUCGGGUUACUUCUCUGGCAAGUACACACUUUCUUCUACUCUUCCCAAAUCUUAUCCUCAUAUUUUAACUUCCCACCAUUUUCCUCAUCCCAUUGGCUCAUUGUAUCGUACCCAGAAUACCAUCCUGAAAUUGGUUGUAACUGGGAUCUGAUCGGAUCGAAUUCGGAUUUCAAUUUUGAUCCGACUUUUGUUUGACUCCUUGGAUCGAUACCAUGGAGAAGAAGCAAGAGGAGAACGGUGUUUGCUCCGCUGAGUCUAUCGAUGGCAGCCUUGAUGUUUGGAGUUGUCAGAAUUCUGAUUCUUCUUCCGCUGAUCACCUCGUCGUUAUGGUCCAUGGCAUCUUGGGAAGUACGGAUGAUUGGAAGUUUGGAGCUGAUCAGUUCGUUAAAAAGCUACCUGACAAAGUUUUUGUUCAUUGUAGUGAAAAGAAUGUGUCUGCGCUUACUCUAGAUGGUGUGGAUGUAAUGGGUGAACGUCUUGCAACUGAGGUCCUUGAUAUUAUUCAAAAGAAGCCAAAUAUCCGGAAAAUCUCCUUUGUCGCACAUUCUUUGGGAGGGCUUGCUGCAAGAUAUGCAAUUGGGAAAUUGUACAAGCCAGCUAAUCUGGAAGAUUUGAACGACUCAUUAGCAGACACUAGUGAAAAGCCUCCUAAAGGCACAAUAUGUGGACUAGAGGCUGUCAACUUUAUUACUGUAGCUACUCCACAUUUGGGUUCAAUGGGUAAUAAACAGGUCCCGUUUCUUUUUGGGUUUUCUUCCAUUGAGAAAGUUGCAGGCCUCAUUAUCCAUUGGAUAUUUAAAAGAACGGGCCGCCACCUUUUCUUGAAAGAUGAAGAUGAGGGAAAACCACCCUUGCUUCGACGCAUGGUGGAAGAUUCCGGUGAUUGUCAUUUCAUAUCUGCACUGCGUGUCUUCCAAAGACGAGUGGCUUAUUCAAAUGUGGGCCAUGAUCACGUCGUUGGCUGGAAGACUGCAUCUAUUAGACGCGAUAGUGAAUUGCCUAAGUGGGAAGAUUCUCUGAAUGAGAAGUAUCCUCAUAUUGUUUACGAAGAACUCUGUAAGGCAUGUGAUGCUGAGGACAUACCAGAAGGCGAGAAUCAUUCAGAUGACAUAGAAGAAGAAAUGAUCAAAGGUCUGUCCUCUGUGUCAUGGGAAAAAGUUGAUGUUAGCUUUCACAGUAGCAGGCAGAGGUUCGCUGCCCAUAGUGUUAUACAGGUUAAAAAUGAAGAUAUGCAUAUAGAAGGAGCAGAUGUCAUAGAGCAUAUCAUUGAUCAUUUCCAUGCCUAGAUCAGUAAAACUUUCAUCACGAGUCUGGGACAAGAUAACUAAGGACUCAAGUUUCUUAUAGUAAAGCAACAGUUUUCCAGUCGGGCGUUUAUAUGUCACGUUGUUGUUUACACUAUAAAAUCAUCUCAUUUUCUCUGUGAUUGCACAGGUAGCAAGAUGUUGAUUAUGACCAAUGUAUUUGAUACAUGGUAUUAGCAGCAAAGGAAAUCUUGUUCAAUUCAAUUGUAUCAUGUAAUGACGAUAUUGUGCAAUGGAAAGUAUCAAAUAGCGUUCUUAACUGGAA